GGUCAGAGGCCAGUUGGAGUUGGGAGGUGGGACCUCAGCAGCAGCAGCAGCAGCAGCAGUAAUGCGGGCUUCGGUGGCAGGCUGCAGGAUGAGCGUGGGUGCGCUCCUUAACGGGCUGCUGGUUUCUGUGGUUGCAGCUCUGCUUUGGAAGUAUUCCAAGCUGAGUGAGCAUGCUGCCUUGCUAGAGGAAGAGCUGCAUAUGACACAGCAGUCCCAGGAAGUCUCACAGGCUCGCAUCGACUACCAUGUAGCCCUGCAGGCUCUUCAGGAACAUGGCACCCGCAUGGUCUGUACUGGCAAGAUGCACACCGACCGCAUCUGCCGCUUUGACUACCUCUGCUACUGUUCUGAGGCAGAGGAGUUUGUGUUCUUCCACUCUAAUUCCUCUGUCAUGCUGCCUAACUUGGGGUCCAGGCGCUUUCAACCUGCCUUACUGGACUUGUCCUCGGUAGAGGAUCACAAUACCCAGUACUUCAACUUUUUAGAGCUUCCAGCUGCUGCUUUAAAGUUUAUGCCCAAGCCUGUGUUUGUACCAGAUGUGACACUGAUCCUUAACCGGUUUAAUCCCGAUAACCUAAUGCAUGUAUUCCAUGAUGACCUACUCCCAGCCUUUUAUACCAUGAAGCAGUAUUCAGACUUGGAUGAUGAGGCUCGUCUUGUGUUCAUGGAGGGCUGGGGCGAAGGCCCACACUUUGACCUAUACCGACUUCUCAGUAGCAAGCAGCCGUUACUCAAAGAACAGCUAAGGAACUUUGGAAAGCUAAUGUGUUUUACUAAAUCUUACGUUGGCCUGUCCAAAAUGACUACCUGGUACCAGUAUGGCUUUGUUCAGCCACAGGGACCAAAAGCCAACAUCUUGGUCUCAGGGAAUGAGAUCAGGCAGUUUGCCAGGGCUCUGAUGGAGAAAAUGAACAUUUCAAGGGUGGAUGAGGCAGAGAAGGAUGGAGGGAGUGCUGAAGAUGAAAAGGACAAAGAGAAGAAGGAUGAAUACAUUGUUGUAUUUAGUCGUUCAGCAACAAGGCUGAUACUGAAUGAAGCAGAGCUAAUCAUGGCACUGGCCCAGGAGUUCCAAAUGAGAGUGGUCACAGUGUCCUUAGAGGAACAGUCUUUUCCCAGUAUUAUCCAGGUGAUCAGCGGUGCUUCCAUGUUAGUCAGCAUGCAUGGAGCUCAGCUUAUCACCUCGCUUUUUCUCCCAAGAGGAGCUGCUGUGGUAGAGUUGUUCCCUUUUGCUGUGAACCCAGAGCAGUACACGCCGUAUAAAACCCUAGCCUCACUUCCAGGCAUGGACCUUCACUAUGUCUCCUGGAGGAACACAAAGGAGGAGAACACUGUGACCCACCCAGACAGACCAUGGGAGCAAGGAGGCAUCGUUCACUUGGAAAAAGAUGAGCAGGAACGAAUCCUGGCAAGUAAGGAUGUCCCCAGGCACUUGUGCUGCCGCAACCCAGAGUGGCUCUUCCGGAUCUAUCAGGACACUUUGGUGGACAUCCCAUCCUUCCUGGAAGUUCUCAGAGAAGCCAUGAAGACCAAGCCCAACUUGAAAAAGGCCAAGGCAGCCAGCACAGUCCACCCGGGUCGGGUCAGAGAGCCCCAAUGUCAGACUUCAGUACAAACCUCGAAUGAGGCAAAACUUACAGUCUCUUGGCAGAUCCCGUGGAAUCUGAAAUACCUUAAGGUAAGGGAGGUGAAGUACGAGGUGUGGAUCCAGGAGCAAGGAGAGAACACCUACAUGCCUUAUAUCCUUCCACAGCAGAACUACACUUUUUCAGAAAACAUUAAACCCUUCACCACCUACCUGGUGUGGGUUAGGUGUAUCUUCAACAAGAACCUCCUGGGUCCCUUUGCAGAUGUUCUUAUGUGCAGGACCUAGUACGAAAACAAGGCCAGUUUGGUGAUGUGCAGUUCACACAAAAGUGGAAUAAUGCUUGUUCCACACAAUCAAAUUGGAACAGGGAACUGUUUGCUCACAGUUUUUCCUGUGGGAGUUAGCAAAUGUCAUAAGGCUUGUUUCUAGAGUCCAGGAACAGGCUGUUGAGCUCUUGCACAGUGAUGUUUCCAUGUCCAGCACAAAGUUCGAAGUGACUCCAAGAUGAAGACUUGAACCACAGGGUCAGAACUCAAUGGCAAUAGCCAUUGAGGAGUGGAAAGUAUUUUUCCUGUAUUUAUGAAAGAAAGAAAGAAAGUGCUAAACCAUGUCUCUACUGAUAUACCAGAAUUCAAAUCAGCAGAUUUAUUUAUGUGAAAAAUAAUAUAUAACUUUUUUUAGUAUUAGUCAAAACACUGGAUCUUUACCUUUUACAGUAUGCAAUGUAGCUUCUCCGUGGUGAGCAAGAGAAAUUUUAGAAAAGCAGGAUUUUUUUAUGUUUUCUGACUUGUCUAAUGUCUACUGUGUGUGUGUAUGUAUGUGUGUGUGUGAUACCUCCGUGGCUUAGUUUACCUACCGAUUGUUAGAUACAUUAUUUACAGAACUUAGCCAAAACCAAAGCAACUUUUCCCAUGCAAUUUCAGCCAAUUAUCAUUCAUGCCAUAUUAAAUUCUCAUGUUAUAGAUUUCUCACACUUGCAGUGUUUGCUAAGAACUAUAGAAUUUCAAACCUUAUCUCUAAAAAUGUUGUCAUGGAUUAAUAUAAAAUUCAUCAAGCAACAUUGUUUUUAUGAAUUUACUGUUCAUGAAUUCUUCAUGAACAGUAAUGUGUGUAUUUGACCCUGAGAGCUAAGGUAUUCAGUAUUAUAGACCACUUCAUGGAUAAUUUAAUAUCUUGAGGUUGUUCUUUUGUGUGUUAUAUUUAUAACACUACAAGUUCCCGCCCACAAAAAAUGUAUGUCUGUUUUCCUGCAGAAAUAGAUAUUUUUUUUCUUAUUGGCACUAAUUACAACUGUAAUAAUUAUAAUUUUCUGUGAAGCGUACAUUUUUUUUUCCACCAGGCUGUAAUUAGCAUUAAGUAGUUUCCCUCCUGUACCCAGCAGAAGGCUGCUGGACAGUCGGAUUUCACUGCCUUGUGUAAAAAGCAUUUCAUUAAGAUAACAAGGUAUUUUGCAGCUUAGGAUUCCACCGCCUUGUGUAAAACUGUUAAUUAAGAUUAAAUCCUCAGUUAUGUGUCUUUUUACUUUCUUUCCUCAAAGGUUUUCUAGCUGGUCUGAAAAAGUCUAAUGUUGAGUUUUAAAAGUAAACAGCAGACCCACAAAGCUGCCUGGUAAAGUUGUUUUAGUGUCAUAUGCAAAUGUGCAGUUUAUGGGCAGCGGUACGGCAGAAAUGUGCUCAUCUUUUAACCCCUUGAAUUGCAGCUGUAGGUGGUGGCGGAGAUGUAGCGAGAGAUAGUUUAUGGAAUGGCACAACUUAAACAAAACACUGCCACCAACAUAUUGUGUUAUAUUGUGCCAUUGUUGAAAGGAUGUCAUGCCUUUUCUGUCUCUUUUCUUUUACCUAUCUCUCCGCCUUUCUCUUUACCCUUCUUAGGUUUCUCCCCAUUUUCUAAAGUUCUCAAAUGCAGUUUGUUUCAGUGCAUGUCUAAACGAUUAUGUUAUGCCAUUGUUAUGUAUGCAGGAUGUGAUGGAUUAGAUUUCUGUGCGAGGACUAUUAAAAUUAUUUUGAUUCUGACAUGUAUGUGUUUAUAUUGUUGGUUAGAUUUGUGUGUGCCCCUGCCCCACCUCUGUACCUCUGUAUGUGCUGAGUGAAACAAGAGUCUCUGUUUUCUACAUUAGCAGAUAGCUAGAGUUUUUUUCAGUAACUGUGGUUUGAAUAAAGAAACGUAUUUCUUA
Stegastes partitus (bicolor damselfish) is the source of this 3758-nucleotide messenger RNA. It is a transcript of the gene pomgnt2, whose product is annotated as protein O-linked mannose N-acetylglucosaminyltransferase 2 (beta 1,4-). Gene Ontology annotation, cellular component: endoplasmic reticulum. The transcript has a single exon. The record is from RefSeq and is a predicted model, not a curated record. Gene Ontology annotation, biological process: protein O-linked glycosylation via mannose. Gene Ontology annotation, molecular function: protein O-acetylglucosaminyltransferase activity; protein binding. The coding region runs from base 62 to 1870 and encodes 602 amino acids. NCBI's taxonomy places the organism in Eukaryota, Metazoa, Chordata, Actinopteri, Pomacentridae.